Molecule: messenger RNA, 477 nt
Organism: Solanum verrucosum
Lineage: Eukaryota; Viridiplantae; Streptophyta; Magnoliopsida; Solanales; Solanaceae
Product: extensin-2-like
Exons: 1
Coding region: 1-477 (158 amino acids)
Source: RefSeq, a predicted model, not a curated record
AUGUCUCCUCUGCAUUCUCAAUUACUAGUUUUCAGCACCCUCAUUUUGCUUCUCAAUGUCCAAUUAAGUCAUGCCACGUCGACAACGACAGCAAUUGCCAAAGACCAAAUAUCCUGCACAAUGUGCUCCUCCUGUGACAACCCAUGUCAGCCCAUUUCAUCUCCGCCACCACCACCAUCAUCUGACUAUAAUUUUCAUCCACCACAAUAUUGCCCGGGAGGUUGCUCUCAGCAGCCUCCAUCACCACCUUAUGAUGGCGGUGGUGGUGGUGUCGGUGAUGGUGAUUACUACUAUCCUCCAACAGACCCUUCUGUAUACCCAAUCCCUCCACCUCCAAACCCCAUUCUGCCAUAUUUCCCUUUCUAUUUUCACAACCCUCCUUCACCUUAUACAGUUGACUCCAAAUCUGUUCAGUUCAAGAACCAUCCUUUUAUCACUUGUCUCAUUCUUGUUCUACCCAUUUUCUUGUGUCUGUAA